This is a messenger RNA of Limulus polyphemus (Atlantic horseshoe crab), 1479 nucleotides long. RefSeq names its product baculoviral IAP repeat-containing protein 2-like. The record is from RefSeq and is a predicted model, not a curated record. Lineage: Eukaryota; Metazoa; Arthropoda; Merostomata; Xiphosura; Limulidae. The transcript is spliced from 2 exons. Bases 364 to 1479 code for a protein of 371 amino acids. Gene Ontology annotation, cellular component: cytoplasm; nucleus.
CACUAGUACCGUUACGCAAAGUAGAAAAGCUCGAGUCUAUUGUGAAAGUAGGGGAGUUCCCUCAUAAUUAUUUGUGAUGUUUUUUCAUGUAUUUGGAUAGAGUUUGGGGAACAGAAAAACGACUUAUUCAAACUGUUGUAACAUUUUAUUUUUAUUGAAAAUAAUUGUGUCAAAAUACUGAUGUGAUCUUUAAUACCAGAAGUAUGGUGUAACCUGUAAGAGAUCGUAUGUUGAAAAUACGUCAUAACGAAGGUUCAAUCUGUUGUGACUGUAAGUGUAACACUAUCACUGAAAUCAUGAAUUGGGAAGAAGAAGAAGGUUGAAAAGAAUUUAUUGCUAACUUUCUUCACCACAUAAAGCAAAAUGACUGCUGUUCAGCCAUCUUCAACCACAGUGGAUAGUCCCCUAAUUGAUGAGAAAAAUAAACCAAGCAGAGGCCAUUUUAAUCAUGAAGAGGAUCGUCUGAAAACCUUUGACACUUGGCCCAUUAAUUUUCCAGUAGAUAAGUUUUGCCUAGCAAAAGCUGGAUUUUAUUAUUUGAGUCAUGAGAAUGAAGUUGUUUGUUUUAGCUGUGGGCUACAUUUGAAAGACUGGGAUUAUGGAGACUCACCAGCAUUGAAACAUCGUCAGUGUUCCCCAAAUUGCAGUUUUAUAUUAGGUACGUCAGCUAAUGUUCCUCUGAUCAGUGGUCAGAGAAGGAAUAGCUCACUCUUAGAGCAUCAAGAAGUACCAAAUGAAACAAGGAAUAUGGAAAAUACUGAGCUAAAGCAUGAACACCGUUAUAGUCCACAUCAGAAAAGAUUAAAUCUUGUACCACAACAGAAUGGUGUAAACAGUAUUUCACAUCAGAAUAACUUCCAUUAUGGUCCUCAGCAAAAGGGUAACUCCCAAGAGUUACAACAAAAUAAAGAUGUGAUCAAUAAUUACAAGACAAGAUUGAAUGACAUGACAGAUGAAAGCAAGAGAUUAAAAACCUUUCAGUACAGCUGGCCAUUAUCUUUCAUAAAACCCCAAGACUUGGCAAAGGCAGGUUUUUUUUACCUAGGUAGUCGGGAUAGAGUUCAGUGCCCGUAUUGUCUGGGUGUUGUUUCCAGUUGGGAACAAGGAGAUGAUCCUGUUGUUGAGCACUUACGCCACUUUCCGCGCUGCCCAUUUAUCAUGGAGAAAGCACGUGAAGAAAAAUCUGUUUCCAAUCCCAGAAUUUCAUGUCUGUUAUUUAGAGGAAAUGACGAGUGUGGUAGGUACAAAACAAGUGAAGCUGAACAUUCAAAACUUAUGGAUGUGAAUCAGAAGCAUAUUAAAUUAGAAGAUCUGGGUAUAAGUAUUCACAGAGGGCCUAAGCACUCGUCUCAAGCAAGUUUAGCAGCGAGAUUGAGAUCAUUUGCUUCGUGGCCAGAAGAUGCCCCUGUGAGACCCGAGUUAUUGGCAGAAGCAGGGUUCUUCUAUAUAGGUGAGAUCUGUAACAGUAAUUCCUUGUAA